UACUCAAGCAAAAUCAAAAGCGGAAAUGACUGAAGAAGAACUUCGUCAACUUGAAGAGCAUGAAUUUAAUACUGGUCCUUUAUCAGUAUUACAACAAUCGGUAAAGAAUAAUACCCAAAUAUUGAUAAAUUGUAGAAAUAAUCGAAAGUUACUAGCUCGUGUUAAAGCUUUUGAUAGGCAUUGUAAUAUGGUUCUAGAAAACGUUAAAGAGAUGUGGACGGAAACACCAAAAGCCGGUAAAGGCAAAAAAUCCAAACCAGUUAAUAAGGAUAGGUUUAUUAGCAAGAUGUUUUUACGUGGGGACUCUGUCAUUCUCG
Messenger RNA from Scutellospora calospora, 317 nucleotides. The record is from the annotation of a GenBank genome assembly. NCBI's taxonomy places the organism in Eukaryota, Fungi, Glomeromycota, Glomeromycetes, Diversisporales, Gigasporaceae.